AUGUCUGCCACUGAAUACAAUAACUUACUCUUCGCAAUAAGUCGGAAACUCGACGAACUGAAUGCACUCGAUCACCUUCUGUUCAUAUGCAGCGGGAAGCUGGCGUCUGGCAGCGAAGGUAACAUCCACGAUACUCUGUCGUUGUGUAAAGAGUUAGAGGUAAAUAAUAAUUUAGGAAGUGAUCGCCUCCAGCUAAUGAAAAGGCUGUUGAAGGGUGUCGAAGACUGGGCUCUUCUUGAAAAAGUGGAGAGAUUCGAGUGCAAAAGAAAGGAAUACAAGGCCUUGCUUGCUUCACUCGACGCGCUCAAUGAUUUGGAACGACUGAUCGCGAUAUGCAGGGGAAGUGUUCGCGAAGAGAGUGAAGGCAACAUUGAGGAUGUUCGCUCGCUGUUUAAAGAACUGGAGAACCAAGACAAUCUUGAGAUUGACUAUCUAGCUGAAACAGAGUCAAACGAGCUUUUGAAGGAACUUGAACAG
Molecule: messenger RNA, 477 nt
Organism: Pocillopora meandrina
Lineage: Eukaryota; Metazoa; Cnidaria; Anthozoa; Scleractinia; Pocilloporidae
Source: the annotation of a GenBank genome assembly